AUGGUUAAUCGUCAUAUUAGCUCUGACCUCAAAGAGUGUGCCCUUCGACUCUGGGAUGCUGGAUGGGAUAGAGAGGAUAUCUGUGAUGCUCUGCUCAUCUCUCAGGCUAGUCUCUAUCACUGGCGGGCCAUCUUCCAAACAUUUGGUGUUGUCGCAAAACCACCAUCUCCACUUUGUGGUUGCACCCGUAUCAUCACCCGUGCAGUCCUAGCUGAUUCGGAGGCUAUCUUUAUACACAAUCCUGACACCCACCUUGACGAGCUGAAGUGGUGGCUAGUCAUUCACCAUGAUAUUGUCAUUUCGACAAGUGCUUUGUCUCAGAACCUGCAUAUGGCUGGUCUCACGCGGAAACUCCUGCAGAAGAUUGCAAGUGAGCGAGAUUACAAGCGCACGGCAGAGUGGAAGGAGAUGAUUCAACAGCAGGCGCACUGUGCGUGCUGCUGCCUCCAUAACUCUUCAUCAGGUGAUCGGUAUUCGCUUGUUGCUGCUCUUAUGAAGGGAGGCUGUAUUGCGGCCUCAGUUGUGCCAGGUUCAUUCGACUCAUAUCAGUUCUUUGAUUUUAUAGCUGAAGAAGUUCUUCCUCUCAUGAAUCCCUUUCCUGACACAAGAUCUAUCCUGGUCAUCGAUAAUUGCCAUAUUCACCAUAACGAUGCACUGAGGGAUCUUGUUUGUGCCGCUGGUGAGCAAACUCUCCCUACUGCUUGCACCUGCAAGCUGAUCUCUUCUUAG
This is a messenger RNA of Gloeophyllum trabeum ATCC 11539, 729 nucleotides long. RefSeq lists its product as uncharacterized. Gene Ontology annotation, molecular function: nucleic acid binding. The transcript has 4 exons. NCBI's taxonomy places the organism in Eukaryota, Fungi, Basidiomycota, Agaricomycetes, Gloeophyllales, Gloeophyllaceae. The record is from RefSeq and is a predicted model, not a curated record. Bases 1 to 729 code for a protein of 242 amino acids.